This is a messenger RNA of Mytilinidion resinicola, 1008 nucleotides long. RefSeq lists its product as uncharacterized. Gene Ontology annotation, molecular function: mRNA binding. The transcript has 4 exons. Gene Ontology annotation, cellular component: cytoplasm; nucleus; ribonucleoprotein complex. NCBI's taxonomy places the organism in Eukaryota, Fungi, Ascomycota, Dothideomycetes, Mytilinidiales, Mytilinidiaceae. Bases 1 to 1008 code for a protein of 335 amino acids. The record is from RefSeq and is a predicted model, not a curated record.
AUGCCUCGAUCCGGAUCGCAGUCACAUUCGAGAGGUUCCGAGAAUGAGGAGCAUUUCAUCUGGGUGUCAGGACUUCCACCCAAUUGGACAUGGCAGCACUUGAAAGACUAUGUCCGCGGUUCCAUCGUGAACCAGCCCAAGUGGACCGAAGUCAUUGAAGCGCGACCGGGACUGCGUGAGGGAUACUUCAGAGUGGUCGGUAGGAAAGAUGCCGACCUGGCCUACAAUCGAUUUGCAGAUCCAGGCGUCAAUGCCAACAUAAUGCUGGUGCACGAGUGGGAGCUCUCCCGAGACGGCGCCCAGCCGAAUCUGGUCCGAUGCAAUUGUUCAUCCCGGCACCGUGAAAUGCAACCGGGCUCGCAUAGCCCCCGACGAAGCGGUAUAGACCUAAACGUCAUCACUCGGACCAUGAUGAGCACAACGGCCAUGAACAUUCCCGUCACUUCAGCGCCCAUGGCAGUCUCAUAUGUAUACCCCGCGGCGCCUGCAGGCUACUACACGGCCUAUACCACGCAAACAGCACAGUACGGCUAUGCGGCUCCCACGGCGCCAGUCACUGGAGUACCACGACACGCCAUGAUGCCCCAGACGCCAGCGUACUCGAUAACCCCCAACGGCCUCCCUGUGAACAUCAGCAAUGGCGUCGUUCGCACUGAAUUUCGAGGGAUCUUCAUCACUGGUUUGAGCUUCUCGUGCUCCGAGGCGGACUUGCGAGCGCUUCUAAGGAGCUAUGGUGUGACUCCCACACACAGUGUCCUACCGCGGGACCAGGCGACUGGCAAGCUCAAAGGCUGUGCGACGGUGCAGUUUGCGAGCGCCGCAGAGGCUCAAGAUGCGGUCAAGAAGCUCGACAAAGCGCAGCACAUGGGCAAGACCAUCACGGUGCGGCACGACAAGGACGCGACGUCAGUGGGCCAGCCGCAGGGGCCCGUGAUCGCCAAUGGGUCAACGGGAUACAUAAUGGGCGGCGGCACUGGCAGCAUCUGGCACAGGGGGCAUCGCUGGUGA